CUGAUGAGAAAGGGGAUGUGGGCUGUGGUGCAGAGAGGAGGCCAGGGGGCUGUCCAGCCCCGCCCUGGGCCGUCCUGGCUCAGGCCGCCCCAACACAGUGUUGGCAUGCCUAGGAAAGGGCUCGCAGAUUGGAAGGCCUCUCUGUGAGCCAUACAGAAGUCCCCCACCCAGGCCUGCUGCCUUCGCAGGAUGGAUGUGAGCCCCACCUUCCAGCCCCUGCAUGGGGCACACCUGCUGCUCCUCCUGCUGGCCCUACCACUUGGAAGCCAGGCCAGCACAAGCUGCUACGGAAUCCCUGGAAUGCCAGGCCUGCCUGGGACUCCAGGAAGGGAUGGGCAUGAUGGGCUGCCAGGACCCAAGGGUGAGCCAGGAAUCCCAGCUAUCCCAGGGAUCCGAGGACCCAAGGGUCAGAAAGGCGAACCAGGCACACCCGGCCAUCCAGGGAAAAACGGCCCCAUGGGAGCCUCUGGGAUUCCGGGGGAGCCUGGGCGCAGGGGCCCUCCAGGAGAGCCAGGUGUGGAGGGCAGGUACAAGCAAAAGCACCAGUCAGUGUUCACGGUCACUCGGCAGACUGCCGAGUACCCGACACCCAAUGGUCUGGUCAAGUUCAACACGGUCAUCACCAACCCUCAAGGGGAUUACGACACAAGUACUGGCAAGUUCACCUGCAAAGUGCCCGGCCUCUACUACUUCGUCUACCACACCUCAAAUACAGCCAACCUGUGUGUUCAGCUGUACCACAACGGGAACAGGAUGACCGCCUUUUGUGACCACACGUCCAAUACCAAGCAGGUCAGCUCGGGCGGGGUGUCCCUGCGGCUGCAGGUGGGCGACGAGGUGUGGUUGGCCGUCAACGACUACAAUGGCAUGGUGGGCACCGAGGGCUCCGACAGCGUCUUCUCUGGCUUCCUGCUCUUUCCUGACUAGGGGGCACAGCCCACAGCUGUCCCUGUCUGCACCCCUGUCCAAGCCUUUGUCCCCACCUGAUGGACUCCUCCUCCAGGAAGCCUGCCUUGAUCCCUUGGUCCACAAAUUCUCUUCCUUCUCUGUGCAGCUUCAGAAGUUACUCCUUGUACCUAAUACCUGCUGGAAACCUCACUGGGUUUUUUUUUGGGGGGGGGGCGCGUAUUGAAAGAAAUGGGGAGAAAUACAGAUGAACAAAUAAAUCAGUGAAAACGCCUGG
This is a messenger RNA of Ochotona princeps (American pika), 1183 nucleotides long. RefSeq names its product complement C1q C chain (gene C1QC). NCBI's taxonomy places the organism in Eukaryota, Metazoa, Chordata, Mammalia, Lagomorpha, Ochotonidae. The transcript has 3 exons. Bases 190 to 927 code for a protein of 245 amino acids. Gene Ontology annotation, molecular function: protein binding. The record is from RefSeq and is a predicted model, not a curated record.